AUGAGCCCGUGCCUCACAGAAAGACAGACCACACCACGGCACGGCUCGGCCGUGCCGGCUCGGCUCGGCUUGGCACGGCACGGCUCCCCACAGACUCGCGCCUGUGUGGAUCACGCUGUGGAGUCGCCCAGAUCCGAGGCUGACAAUGCCACCAAGCGGACCCGCGCAGAACCACCUCCUGCUCCCGCUCGCUCCAGUCUAAUACGCAUCUCUGGACGCAAACCCACCACAGCCUUUGGGAUCGUGCGUGGGAAGUCUCUAAGCCUCUCUCUCCUCCUCUUCCUCAUCUUCUUCUUCUUCUUCUUCUGCGGUCGCCGGCUCUCGACACCUAUAAUCGCGUGUUAUUCUGUGGACGUGGAGCAGCCGCGUUCCGUCGAUGCCUGUGCAGAAACUAAUUGGGGAUUGUGCGUGUUCUGCCUCGGUCUUUCUCGCUCCUGGCUCUGGGUUUUGAAAGGCGGGUUCUGUUCCACGCAGAGGGACUGGAGCUCCGUGCUGAAGUGUCGCUGCUUGGCUGGGACUGGGAGUGACCGGAGAUAUGCGAAAGGAUGCUGGGCAGUAGUGCGGGAGACAGCAGCCGGAGGCGGUGGAUCCACGGCCGCAGCACGAGACCCGCAGAGGACCAUGUCUCCACAGGACGUCCCAGUCCCCACAGGACGUCCCAGUCCCCUCAGUACGUCCCAGUCCCCUCAGUACGUCCCAGUCCCCACAGGCCACAGGACGUCCCAGUCCCCACAGGACGUCCCAGUCCCCACAGUACGUCCCAGUCCCCUCAGUACGUCCCAGUCCCCUCAGUACGUCCCAGUCCCCACAGGCCACAGGACGUCCCAGUCCCCACAGUACGUCCCAGUCCCCUCAGUACGUCCCAGUCCCCACAGUACGUCCCAGUCCCCACAGGCCACUUUGUCUUCUGAAGGGUCUGCGGCGAGCGCUAGCGGCUGUGGUCAGUGGUUGUGGUCAGCGGCUGUGGUCAGUGGCUGUGGUCAGCGGCUGUGGUCAGCGGCUGUGGUCAGUGGCUGUGGUCAGCGGCUGUGGUCAGUGGCUGUGGUCAGUGGUUGUGGUCAGCGGCUGUGGUCAGUGGCUGUGGUCAGCGGCUGUGGUCAGCGGCUGUGGUCAGUGGCUGUGGUCAGUGGCUGUGGUCAGCGGCUGUGGUCAGUGGUUGUGGUCAGUGGUUGUGGUCAGCGGCUGUGGUCAGCGGCUGUGGUCAGCGGCUGUGGUCAGUGGCUGUGGUCAGCGGCUGUGGUCAGUGGCUGUGGUCAGCGGCUGUGGUCAGCGGCUGUGGUCAGUGGUUGUGGUCAGUGGUUGUGGUCAGCGGCUGUGGUCAGCGGCUGUGGUCAGCGGCUGUGGUCAGUGGCUGUGGUCAGCGGCUGUGGUCAGUGGCUGUGGUCAGCGGCUGUGGUCAGCGGCUGUGGUCAGCGGCUGUGGUCAGUGGCUGUGGUCAGCGGCUGUGGUCAGUGGUUGUGGUCAGCGGCUGUGGUCAGCGGCUGUGGUCAGUGGUUGUGGUCAGUGGUUGUGGUCAGCGGCUGUGGUCAGCGGCUGUGGUCAGUGGUUGUGGUCAGUGGUUGUGGUCAGUGGUUGUGGUCAGCGGCUGUGGUCAGCGGCUGUGGUCAGUGGUUGUGGUCAGUGGUUGUGGUCAGUGGUUGUGGUCAGCGGCUGUGGUCAGUGGUUGUGGUCAGUGGUUGUGGUCAGUGGUUGUGGUCAGCGGCUGUGGUCAGCGGCUGUGGUCAGCGGCUGUGGUCAGUGGUUGUGGUCAGCGGCUGUGGUCAGUGGUUGUGGUCAGCGGCUGUGGUCAGCGGCUGUGGUCAGUGGUUGUGGUCAGCGGCUGUGGUCAGCGGCUGUGGUCAGCGGUUGUGGUCAGCGGCUGUGGUCAGCGGCUGUGGUCAGCGGCUGUGGUCAGCGGCUGUGGUCAGCGGCUGUGGUCAGCGGUUGUGGUCAGUGGCUGUGGUCAGCGGCUGUGGUCAGCGGCUGUGGUCAGUGGUUGUGGUCAGUGGCUGUGGUCAGCGGCUGUGGUCAGUGGUUGUGGUCAGCGGCUGUGGUCAGUGGUUGUGGUCAGUGGUUGUAAUAAUCGAUAUAUCGUCACACUCGUAUUCAGCAGAAUGA
Knipowitschia caucasica is the source of this 2097-nucleotide messenger RNA. NCBI's taxonomy places the organism in Eukaryota, Metazoa, Chordata, Actinopteri, Gobiiformes, Gobiidae. The record is from the annotation of a GenBank genome assembly.